Nilaparvata lugens (brown planthopper) is the source of this 1970-nucleotide messenger RNA. RefSeq names its product limbic system-associated membrane protein. Bases 188 to 1579 code for a protein of 463 amino acids. The record is from RefSeq and is a predicted model, not a curated record. Gene Ontology annotation, biological process: synapse organization; homophilic cell-cell adhesion. Gene Ontology annotation, cellular component: plasma membrane; axon; neuronal cell body. Lineage: Eukaryota; Metazoa; Arthropoda; Insecta; Hemiptera; Delphacidae. The transcript is spliced from 11 exons. Gene Ontology annotation, molecular function: protein binding; axon guidance receptor activity.
UCACGAAAUUCUCGUCAGUUUCGGCCGGCGUCUCUCCGUGCUCUGUACGAUUUCGACGUCUGCAACCGACUGGUUCAAUCAGAUUUCAAUCAUCUCACUACCGGGCGACUCGUGAGAGACUAUGAUAACACUGUAAGCCGACUUGGGACAAAGUUGAGCUGAAGUGCUGUGGGUUGUGCUCGCAGGGAUGGGAGCCGCUCCCUUCAUCUUGUUCGCCGCCGCUCUCCUCUGCGCGGCUGAACAACUUCCAGUCGAAGCAGCUAUUCCUAAUCGAGGACCUAUGCCUACCGAUGGACCCCGAUUUCUAUCGAAGGGCCAAAGCUACCGAGUUGUCAUCGGCGAUACAAUUCUUCUUCCGUGCUCUGUCACCGAUCUAGGAACUUACGUGGUGCUGUGGCGACGAGGUGUGUCGGUUUUGACCGCCGAUAGGAUGAUGGUGACCAGAGAUACGCGGUUCAAGCUGCAGGAGGGCUUCAACCUGCAGCUGAGCAACGUGAUGCCUCAGGACGCCGGCGACUAUGUCUGCCAGAUCGGUGAUGGCGACAACAGGGAUCAGAUACACACCGUCGAAAUUCUAGUGCCUCCAAGUAUCCGAGCUUCACCUGCCAGUGGACAGCUGACUGCAAGGAAAGGAGGAACUAUCACAUUGGAAUGCAAAGCUUCCGGAAAUCCUGUUCCAAGCAUAUCAUGGUCACGCAAGGGGAAAGCGAUGCCGAUCGGGGAGAAAGAAGGCUUCUCGAUCACCCUGGAGAAGGUGGACAGACACCAGGCCGGGGUGUACCAGUGCACGGCCACCAACGGGGUGGGGGAGCCCGUCACCGUUGACAUGCAGCUCGAUGUGCUCUAUCCCCCAGAGAUUGAAGUGGAAAAAAGCUGGGUGCACGCCGGAGAAGGUCAUGAAGCCCAGCUAGCAUGCACUGUGCAUGGAGAACCUCAGCCCAAUAUGCUUUGGUAUCAAGACAGCUUCCUUCUGGAUCCAACUAACAGGCGAUCGAUGGACACAAGGGGAAAUAAACAUAUGCUCACAAUACACAACGUGCAGAACUCUGAUUUCGGAAACUAUAGCUGUGUUGCUGAGAACUCGCUUGGAAGAGCAAAGAAAUAUAUCGAAUUGUCAGGGAGACCAAGUCCAGCUCAGUUUCACAGUGCUCCAUUCAGCAGAUCUCAUAGCAGUUACAACCUCUCUUGGCAGAUCGAAAGUUACCCACCGCUUGAAGAAGUCAGACUGCUCUACAGAAAAGUUAUGAUGAACGACACUUACCAGCAGCCAGGCAAGUGGCAUGACGUGACGCUGCAGCCGGUGAACACGGGCUCAUUCAGCCACGCCAUGUCCUACAACAUCAGACACCUCCAUGCCAACUCAGUCUACGAAGCUAUUAUUCAGGCCAAAAAUCGUUACGGAUGGAAUGAAGUGUCUGACCUCUAUCAAUUCUACACUCGAGGACCCGGUGAGGAUAUCUACGAUUAUCCAUCGGAGCCAAGUAUGGAGGACAUGACGCUGCUAGCUGCGGCCAGCUCUUGGAAGCUGAUGCACUCCUUGGCUAUUCUCAUCAUCAGUUUCCUGCUGUGCGUUUCAUAGGACAACAAUCGAAGUUAUAAAAUGGCUCUGAAUAAUGGAUCCCAGAAACGUCAUGCGUACUAAGUGGCUGAACUUAACUUUUGUGCAAAGAACUUUCCUUGAAAAUUGUCUGAAAAGUUGAGAGAAACAAAACAAAUUUGAACAUUGUGAUAAGCGUGUGAGUGUUGUACAAAGAAAAAUUUUAUUAGAUGAGUGAUUAUUGUAUUUGAUGAAGUUAUUACCUAUUUUCCUUCAAAAACUUUCAACCUUUCAUUUCCUUCCAAAUGCAAUUCACUUUUUGUAAAUAAAUCUGUAAAUAUAAAUGUGUAAUUAUAUAUUUUGUGUAUUUAACUAGCUGUAAUUGGCGUUCUUUUUCAUUGUAAAAUUGAAAUAAAUUGAUAUUUAGAUGGAA